Molecule: messenger RNA, 1035 nt
Organism: Exophiala aquamarina CBS 119918
Lineage: Eukaryota; Fungi; Ascomycota; Eurotiomycetes; Chaetothyriales; Herpotrichiellaceae
Exons: 1
Coding region: 1-1035 (344 amino acids)
Source: RefSeq, a predicted model, not a curated record
AUGUUCUCGCUGUCGCCGCCCCAACCCAGCCUUUUCUUCGCCGCCAAUCGUCCUCGUUUCUCCUCCUACACGCCACAGACACCCUCACCAUUGCGCACCUCAAGGAAUGCAAACUUAAUGUCACAUUCGGGACAGAGAAAUGGCACAUCAACACAGGCACCUCUGUUGAACUCAUCACCACUAGCCAGCAAAUUUGGAGGUGUGGAGACCAAGGAAAACCAGAAUAGCACCGAGCCUGCAAUCGAGCCCAACCUUUUGCAGACUCCAGCCGCCAAACCCAGAGAUGUCAAUUGGAACACGUCUCAACUGGUCACUCCGCCUGACUCUUCCUCGAAUUCUCAAGUUCAACCUCAACCAGGUCUUGAUCAGCAAUCGGCUCUGACAUCUCCUUCGUUCACUUUUGCCUUCGACGCACAAACCUCGACAUCUGCAAACAAACCCCUAUCACAGUGGGAAUCUCGUGCCCGCAGUGCUAGCCCCGCAGCUAGCCUUGCCCGUCAUGCUGCUGAUGGCAGGGAGAAGAAUAAAUCGCAAUUCUUAGACAGGAUCAGACGGCGACGAGACGACAGCCGUGCGGACAACACGGGCGACCAGGUUCUGAGAAUGGACUUUGUCAAAGAGCGGAGGCUGUGGGAGCAUGAGAUGCAGAGACGAGCACUCUUGGAGCAAUCUGUCGACCCGGAAAUAGACGUCGAUCUCGAAAUUGAUGCUGAGAUGAUGCAGGACUCAGCGGAUCAAGCUCAGAUGUCACCUCCUCAGGACCACGACAUUGACCAAACUGAGUUGGCAUCGAACCUCAGGGAGUUGCAAUCAAGGAAUAACAGCCAAGAGUUUCUUGCCGAUGAUAUCGAUGGAGACGAGUACGACGCGCUCUUCAUGGAGAUCUUGUGUCAGGAUCAAACCCAUUCUUUUGAUCACGGACCAUCUCAAGUUCAGAAUGCUCACCCUACACCAAAUCAAUCCCAACAGCGACACGCCCAGGGUUGUACUCGAGACCACCAACAGCCGUUUGAUUCCAGAAUGGAUUUGUCAUGA